Messenger RNA from Cherax quadricarinatus, 6329 nucleotides. The record is from RefSeq and is a predicted model, not a curated record. Lineage: Eukaryota; Metazoa; Arthropoda; Malacostraca; Decapoda; Parastacidae.
UUGUCUUCAUCCAGAUUGUUUUGUUCUGACAAGAAGGAGCAGAGUGGGAAGAGUGGUAACAUCCCUGCAGGAACUACAGUUGAUGUAGGCAUCACACACCCAACAGAAUUUGAUUUUUAUCUGUGUUCACAUCAAGGCAUUCAGGGCACUAGUCGUCCAAGUCACUAUCAUGUACUGUGGGAUGAUAACCAUUUUGAUAGUGAUGAACUGCAGUGCCUGACCUACCAGCUGUGCCACACAUAUGUUCGUUGUACUCGGUCAGUCUCCAUUCCUGCUCCAGCUUAUUAUGCGCACCUGGUUGCAUUCAGAGCGCGUUAUCAUCUCGUCGAGAAAGAGCAUGACAGUGGAGAAGGAUCUCACCAGUCUGGUAACAGUGAGGACCGCACACCAUCAGCAAUGGCUCGAGCAGUGACGGUGCAUGUUGACACCAACAGGGUGAUGUACUUUGCUUAAGUGAUUGCUGUACCUAGUCUGGCUCAAAGUUCACAAACAUCUUUGUGCAAGAUGAAGUCACAUAGAUUCAUCUGCAGAUAUACUCGUCGAUGCGUCUUUAUUGUGGUCAUUUUUUAAUUAAUGAGUUUGUUUGAUUUAGAUCUUCCAUAGAUAUGAAAGUUAUUCUGUGAUUACUUAAGUUUUUUCUUGUGUGAAAUUAUUAUGUUAGAAAUCUCAAUUUGACAUACAAAGUUUAUAUCUGCUGCUCUUACUUUAAAAAAGUAGUUGUGUAUUUGAUAGUUGAAUGACUGUUUAUUAUAACUGACUUGAUUCGGUCAUGCUGAAUCACUUGUUGUCCCCAAUUUAGAUUUGGGUUGAAGUAUUUAGGCGGCAUUCCUUGAAGAUAUUUGGUGAUAGCAGAAGUUGUAGGCAAAGAUGACCAUCACAAUUUGUAUUACAUUCAAUGGUACAGGUUUAAUCCUUCAUUGCAGGUUAAGGUUACUGUUUUCAUAUGGAGACCUGUAAAAGCCACGUUCUUAGAUGUCUGUAAUGUAGGACACUUGUACCUGCAGUAAGUGGUGUAAAGGCUUUUAGGAUGUACCUGUUGAUGUACCUCAUGCUAGCGUGAUGGCUUGUGUACUAUAUGCGAUUUUAGCACGUUAAGUCACUGGAAACUAUUGCUAGAGAGCAUUAAAUGCGUAUUUUCAUUACAUCAUGAUACUUAGUAUGUUAUUAAGAGGAUUAAGCCACAUUUUGUAUUAGUGCACUCUUUUGGUGCACCAGCUCCCUCAAGUAAGCUAUUCUUCAUAAAAAAAAAACUUGUGCACACUAAUCAGCAAUGAUGAGGCUUUUAUAUGUGUACUUUUUUUUUUUUUUUUUUUUUGUGGUGAGAAGUAUUCUAGUACACCUCUCUUGAGCAUCAUAGUUACUGAACUUUAUGUAGAUGAGUAACUGAAGCCAGGAAAUCCAAAGCCACUGUGACAUGGGUUUUUUAAUUAUUUAAGGUUAAAGACUUCUGCAGUCAAGUUUUUACUGCCAUUUUUUUUUUUUUAUAGAGAGCUAAAAUAGCCCUCAGACACAUGUGUACCUUCAUUGUGGAGGUGGUGCUGUGAUCUCCCCAGGAUCUGGGGUGAAUACUGUUUAGGAAAAAUGGUUUUGUACAUUUUAGGCAUCUUGAGUUUCUCCUUGAGGCAUUUUUAAUAUAGCCCUGAUUAUCACUUCAAAAAAAAAAUCCUGAUGUUAAAGUCUGAGUUGAUUAUACUUUUCAUAGCAUUAUUUACCCCUUAACCCUCCCCUCAACUGUGUACUUCCUAGUCUUGGGCCAAAACUGCAGGCUGUUGCUUCAAGUGGGAGGUAGGUUUGAUAUUGUUGUUGGAUUUGCAGUAUAUAUUAUUUGCAGUUUUGCAAAAACUUCUUUAAAGGGUAUUUUAAUUUAUUAAUACACAGCUUACCAUUAAACUGCAAGUAAAGGUCAGCAGUACUGGUCUAAAACCUGAACAUGCAUAAAUGCCACAGAUAUAUGUAUUAGACACCAGAUUUUUUUUCAAGACAAUAUGUGGCAGCAUGUUUUGGUUCAAGUAAUUGAAUAUUACAAUUCACAAAGAGCAGCCUGGGCUUGGGUGCCAUAUAAGUACAUGUAUAACAUAGCUCGUGUGAUGCCAUGAGGCAAGGUGCAGCUACAUUCAUUUGCGGCAGUAAAUGGCAACUCUACUCCGCUGAGAUCAUGUGAAUUCCCAGUCUUCCUGAAUGUUAUCAAAACCCACAUUAGUUAAAAUGCAGAGUAGAGUUAAUAACCUGGUCAUAAGCAAAUUACUUUAAUAUGAGAAUAUUUGGUCCAGUAAUUAAAGCAUUUUAGAAGUUUAGUAGGCAUUUUAGGUAAACUCUGCAUAGAUAUGCAGUCUGAAUAAUGUGUUUAACAUUGGAGUUCAAAACUAUGUAAUAUCUGCAAGAUGCAUAAAUAACAGUUAAGCAUUCACCUAGGUAUGAUAUGGGAAUGUUCUAACAACAGUGUUUUGUCCAAUAAUUCUGUAGGUUGUUGUGAUGCUGCAGCAUAUAGAAAAAGAUAUUUAUCUUUAUUUUUCUUCAGCUAACCACAUUCCAUCCAUAUUGGAUGUGUUAGGAUUGGCAAUUUUUGUCUUAAAAAUUCUUAAGUUAGCUAUAAAAAAUAUUGGUUCCUUGGAGACAUAAAAUUGCCAAUCUUUUCAGCAAGAACCUUGGAAACUGGCAUAGAGUAAUGUGAUGAUCAGUCUAGCUGCGUCCACAUGGGUCUGGUAGCAAGUCCUUACAGUGUUCAUUCAAAACAUUUCGUCCAGGUAUCAUGGGGUUCUUCCGGGUUGUCUGGCUGGCAAUAAUGUUCUUUACUUACUGCUUCUGCCCACUAGUGUCUUGCUCAUUUAAAUCUUGUUUAUUAUCUUUUUAAAAACAGUCACAUUUAAAUUGUUUUCCAGUUUGUGUUGUAGAAAUUAACCUUCAGAUUAAUAAGCUCAGAAUCUUUAAUUUAAAAAUUAGCAGAAUAAUUUAUUUCACUUAGCUUCAUUCUGCGAAGUUUUGCAUUUGAAAAGGUAACCCGGACCCCAGUACCCUGAUAGUUUUAUAAAGGGCAGUUCAGCUUCUUCCAACCUCUAUGCAACAGUAUAGUCAUAGAGAUUGUAGGUUUUUAAAAGUUCUUAAAUGCGCCCCUUUUUUCACCAGUGCAGCAAAAUCAUUUACAUUAUAUUUAAUUGGCACCUUGCCAAUUCUCUCUUGCUUAGUUUUUGUCACAAUAUUUUGAAAGUGAUAUCUGUGAGCUUAUGGGUAAUUGUAUAGUUUGCCUUUCUUUCUGUGGGACAGUUUUCUUAUUGUUUUACAUAUAGUGCGGCUCUCAAUUUUUUUCUGGGCAUGACCAAAGAUUGAGGAUGCAGAUGUUACUUUAUAAUUUAAAAAGUAUUUUCACACUUUUAUUUUAAUUGGAUGAAGGCAUUAACCAAUUAGAAUAGCAUUUUUCUAGAAUUAAGAGGAAAUCAUGCGUGAAACACAAAAUGGCUGAUCAUUUUAGUGAAUUAGUACAGACCAGAAACAAAAACUUUAGUGUGCGAUACAGUGUUUCUGUAGAUUUUAUAACAUGGUUUACAUCAAAUGAAAAUUUUUGUUAAUUUUUAGCUUAGGUGUAAGUGGACAGUGUUACAGAUUUUUACUAUAUAUUUUUUCCUCGUAAUUUGGCAUUGGCAUGUCUUUAAAUGUUGUCUGUAUCAUGUGAGAUAAUGUGGGAGUUUUCCUUGUUGUAUGAACAAGACUUAAUGUAUAGAAUCCAGAGUAUUACCCCCUUAGCUACCAAAGGAUAUGUUGUUAUAUGAGUGAGAAGCCGGUACAGUUGCAUCAUAGACUGCUAAUGCAUUGCCAUUUUUCUCUCGUCGCUUUUUAUUGUAGGAAGUCCUCUCCACAUCCCAUGGGUUUUAAGUGAACAGGCAAGUGUACCUGUAAGUUUCUUCCCUUAGAAUAUUCACAUGCAUGUAUAACAGGCUAUUUCACAUCAGUCUGUCAAAAGUUAACAGGAGGAGGACCAAGAGCUAGAGCACACUCCCCCCUUAAACAGGUACAGUAAUUACCUACAGCUAAUUAUACAUACAACCCUCAACCUGUAUUGGUAAUUACAUACACUCAAAUAAGCAAUUACAUACACAUUCAAAUAGGUAAUUACACACAUACUGUAAAACCAGCCUUAAAUGCUCAACCAUGGUAAGAUUUAUAUGUACAGUAAUUAAUUUUUUUAAGAGCAACACAAAUUAUUUGAUAUUGUUAUAGUCUUUGUUUACAAGUAAUAUCUUAAACUAUGGGGAAUAAUGUUGGUUUUAUUGUAUUAAUUUCUAGCAAUAAUCAUAAUGGCACUGCUUAAUAUCAACAAAUGUAGUUCAUUGAAACUAGGCAGUCAUCAUUGAUCUUUGUAGAGUCUUGGCUAACAUAUCAUUAAUUUUAAUUUUUCUGAGCAUUAAUGUCAUUUAUUUGCUUUGCAGCCCUUAGAGGUUAAUUAUUUUAUAGGCUUUAUAAUUUUCUGUGUAUUCUAGAUUUAUUGCAAAAUACAGUAUAUAAAAUUUUAAAUACUGAAAUAAUUGUUGUAAUCCAUAUUUAAAUGUUUGCAGUGUAAUUGUGUGCUUGACUGGCAAUAUUUUUCUUGGCACUAAAAUGGCAUCAGCUGUUUGAAAAAUGGUGGUUUUCCAAAAAGUUUUUUCUUGUUGAAUAUUACUGGAUUAGUAUGGAAGUGGAAAUUCUCUUUGUGCUUUAAAUUUUAUGGGAAACUAUUGAAAAUAUAUAAAUAAAAAAUUAAUUUUAAAGAUUUUGGAAGAAAUCCAGGACAUUUUAGAUACCUGGAAAAGUUCAUGUGUUCAUUUUUUGAACUCUCCAAAAAAUCAAGCAAGUGGAGAUAACUAGGAAUAUUUUUUAAGUAGAUGGAACAGAUUUGCUAUCUAAAGUUAAGUCUCCAUUCCACCUUUAUGUGCUCAUUAUGGUCACUCUGGUAUGUUAUUUUGAUGAUUAACGGAAAUAUUGCAAUCUUAAAAUUACAAGGCCAUAAAAAAUCUUUCCUGAUUAGAUAUUUUGUCUAAUUAUUAAAAAAAAUUUUCUCCAGGGUAUGGGAUUAAUCCUUGCACAAAAAAAAAUUAUAAAAGAAGGUAACUUGAAACUACAGGCUUAAUGAUUAAAGAAAAAUUUGCAUUAACUUAGUCUUCAACUAUACAGUAAUUGCAUUGUUCUUAAAUAGCAUUUUUAGAUAAUAUCUCAUAAUUUCUGCCUAAUUCUGCAUGUAAUUGUAACAAUGUUUUCUUUAAAGGAUUGUUAUAUUUAAAAUGGGUCAUGAAAGUGUAGCAUAUUCUUAAAUUUUGAAUACCAGAUGUGGAUUAUUGUAAAACACUUACAGCUAGUUCAUGGUUCACACUAGUGGGUGAUUCUAAUCUUUAGAUAGUGACUAUGAUUUUUUAUUUUGAGUGGAGGGGCACAGGUGGAGGUGGGAACAAUCAGCUUAGUGACUACUUUCCACCUCCACCUAGUAGUGCCUUAACCCACAUGUUAUCUUAAAGCUGGUGUCCAGAUACGUUUCCUUUUCUCAGAGUUUAUGUGUGAAAGCUGAAAUUUUAUUGUAGUUUGAUAGUAUCACUUGGAUUUUUCAACUUUAUAUUUCAUGUAAAUCAUCUGAUGUUUUAGUUGAGACAGGUAAUAAACAAUGCACUGUCAUAUAUCGAAUGUGGCCAUAAAAUAGCUUUAUGUUUAUUAAUAGUAAAAUUGUGGUAGACCCUUUCUGAUUCUAUAUUAACAUUCCCACAUGACAGGCAAGACAUGUAUUGCAUUAUUUAUUUAUAAAUAGCCCAUUCAUUGUAUAUAAUAUGUGCUGAUAAACAAUUAGAAAAGGACUUGGGUCAUGGUAUCCAUCAAUGAUUUAUGAUGGUGGCAUCCUUGUACAUCACCUCAAUAUAUGAUAAUUUCUUAAACUCAUUGAUAAGAAAAACCGGUGAUACGCAACCCUGGUUACUUUAUGGGCAAAGACAAAGAAAGAAAGAAAUUCAUUGUUUUCCUUUUAAACUAAAUUUAUAUUUACAAACCUCAUGCAGCAACAUUUAUUAAAAUCUUAUGGAAUAAGGUAGUGUUUUAGUACUCUGAAACAUUAGUCUCAUUUAAUUUUAGUAAAAGUUUUCAAUGAAUACAAAUCAAGACAUUGGAUGUAUGGUCAAACAGUUGCAAUAUAACUUAAUUUAAUGUGGACAGUUUUUCUCUCAAUACAAAAUAUGAUACAGCCACUAAAGUAUCAGAAUCUCUUCAAGUAACCAGCCAUAUUUAAGGUUGCACUGUAUCAUUUAAGUCUCUUGCCUGGUCUUAAAAUGCCUUGCAUAUUGAACUCUGUUAAAAAAAAAAAAAUAGAUAAACAGGCAUGG